AUGAGAGACAGGGGUGAAGGUUCAGAUGGUGGAUGGAUCCUAGUAUUUCGCAAGAAAGCGUGGAAAACUAGGAACUCUCAAGAUAUCCACACUGUUUUCGUGGAUAACUUACCUGAAUCACUGGAUCCUAAGGGGCUGUAUACAUUGUUUUCCAAGUUCGGAGUAGUGGUGGAUGUUUACAUCCCUAACAGGAGGAGGAAGGUAACAAGCUCACAGUUUGGCUUUGUACGUUACAAUUAUUCAGCUGCAACAGGAGUGGCUAUUCAAAAGGCACAUGGCACUUGGCGUGACAAUCGCGAGAUAAAGGUAAAGAUGGCAGAGUUCAGCAAGGCCCAAAGCAAAAAUGGGAAGCAGCAGGUGUUACACAAAGGUGAAGCUACUACAACCCAUUGA
Molecule: messenger RNA, 393 nt
Organism: Camellia sinensis
Lineage: Eukaryota; Viridiplantae; Streptophyta; Magnoliopsida; Ericales; Theaceae
Source: RefSeq, a predicted model, not a curated record